Molecule: messenger RNA, 2327 nt
Organism: Cherax quadricarinatus
Lineage: Eukaryota; Metazoa; Arthropoda; Malacostraca; Decapoda; Parastacidae
Gene: kappaB-Ras
Product: NFKB inhibitor interacting Ras like 1
Biological process (GO): Ral protein signal transduction; canonical NF-kappaB signal transduction
Molecular function (GO): GTPase activity; GTPase activating protein binding; GTP binding
Source: RefSeq, a predicted model, not a curated record
UUUGUUAAGCAGGUAUUGAGAGGUAAGGGAAGGUGUGACGUCACAGCAGGAGGGGCCAGCAUGUAACAUUAACACUGCUUUACUCUGCUACAUUAUAAGUGUAGCCGAGAGCAGGUUCCUGAGGGAUGUUUAGGAAACCUCGUGAGGAAAAACACAUGAAAGACCCCUGGCGAAGUCGUGAACACUGCGUGGACUGUGGGGUACUAGGGAACUGGCGGGGAAUACUUGAAGGUGGCCUGUUGUGUGCUGUGGUUGGUCAGAGAAAUGUGAUGGGGCGUACAAGUCGUGUGGUAGUCGUUGGGGGCAAAGAAACUGGAAAGACAUCUAUUCUUGAAAGAGCAAUAUUUGCAAAUUCCACUGUUGAUAAGCAAUAUAUUCCAACUGUUGAGGAUACUUAUGUUGGAAUUGUAGAAACCGAACGUGGAACUCGGGAGAAAUUGCGCUUUUAUGACACUGCUGGCCUAGAUGCUCGCAAUCACUGCCUUCCCCAGCACUACCAUGCAUUAGCAGAUGGUUACAUCAUUGUGUACUCUAUAAGUGACAACCUCUCAUUUCAACUGCUAACAGAUAUUAAAAAAGACAUCGACAGACACAGAGAGAAAAAAGAUGUACCAAUAAUUGUUUUGGGCAACAAGAGUGAUUUAGCAGCUACUCAUCGUGCUGUUGAUACAGCUACAGCUGAGCGAUGGGCAACAGCAGAGAAACUGAGGUUCUGGGAGGUGAACGUUCAGGACCGUACUCUUCUAAUGGCACCCAUCAUGAACCUUGCUUCUCGUUUAAAUCCACAACCUAGCAAAACCUCUUUUCCACAGUUGACCAUGGGCCGGAAAAACAAAGAUUAAUGAAAUGUGCAGGUAAUGUUUUGUGUAUAAGUAAAAAAAAAAAUUGACAGGAGCAUAUGUUCAGACAUAAUUGUAGACCCUUCAGAUAUUCAAAUUCUUUUAUUUCCUUGCAAGUUUACAAUGUGGUUGGCAUAUUUUAGGAAGUAUACUUACAUAGAUAGCUUACAGUGAGGGUUUACAAUGAUUUGUAGUGCAAAGAUUGCCACUAUGAUGCCUUGGCAUUACGGGCAAUCUAAACUUAAUACAUUACUGAUUGCUCUCUGAUAUACAUUACCGAUAUACUUUCAGUUUUUCUCAACAUUUUUUCAUUCUACAGUAAACUUGCUUUCAUAAAUAAAAUUUUAUUCAAGUCUUUUAGUGUUGAUGGUUAUCUUCCAUGUUGUUCCUAUUAGUAUUGUUGUAGGUCUGCAGUUAUGCAGUUUGGCCUAAAAUAAGUUUUAUACAUGUACAAUAUAUGUGUUUGUUCAUAAUUUGUUUAGUUUAGUUUAUUAGCCAAAUUAGUACAGUGGUACCUCGAGUUACGAACUUAAUUCAUUCCAGAAGGCUGUUCGAGUGCUGAUACCAAAUGAAUUUGUUCCCAUAAGGAAUAAUGUAAAUUAGAUUAAUCCAUUUCAGACCCCUAGAAAUACACUUACAAAAGCACUUACAUAAAUACACUUACAUAAUUAUUUGAGUUGGGAGCUGUUUGAAAUGCGAGGUACCACUGUAUUACUCUCUAUAAAAUACUAUAGGUGAUUAUAAAAGAUUUUAUCACCCUCUUUCCUUGGAUUACUUUAAUGAAAUCUAUGAUAAAGAAGUUUUAAGACUUUGUACAGUAUUGUAUUACUUUAAUGAUGGCCACCACCAAGUUGAAGGUUAAAAAUAUUACUGUUUGCAUGAAAUACUUUACCAGAUGCCAGGAUACUGCUGGGAAUUUUUUACCCCUAGGAAGGCUCCAUGAUGUUCGUGAGAAGCUCUUAAUCUGAGGAAUAUUACUUGACCUUCCCUUCCUUGGAUUAAACCUGAUUAUCUCCUAUUUCACCAGGUGUUGUAUGAGUCCUUAUGGGUUUAGCGCUAUCACUUUGAAUGUAAUAAUGUAUAUUUUGCAAGUUUUUUUUUUUUUUUUUAAAUUCUGCUACAUAAAAGAUAGAGUGUAUCUUGCCUUUCAUUCCUGCUUCUAAUCUUGCAUUUCUUUCUGAAUUAAUUGACCAUGUUUUUUUGACCAAUUGUUUCCUUUUUGUUUUUUUGUUUUUUGAGCCUAUAGAACAUUUCAUUCAACUGAGAUUCCUUUGUGUAAAGUUUAUAUUGACUUGGUACUGAACACUUGUUAAGGAAAAGCAUCUUUGCUGAUUUUGUUCACUAUCUUUGCUGUAUAUAUUUGAUACCAUUAAUCAUGGAUUACUGAUGAGUGAUUUUUUUGGCUGUAAGUCAUGUAUGGCCAGUACACACUCGCUCCAGAGCCACUUCACUAAUGUGAUAAUGAUGAAAAGAAUUUGGGCAAAAAGC